Messenger RNA from Magnolia sinica, 1489 nucleotides. Its product is annotated as probable disease resistance protein At5g47260. Bases 286 to 897 code for a protein of 203 amino acids. NCBI's taxonomy places the organism in Eukaryota, Viridiplantae, Streptophyta, Magnoliopsida, Magnoliales, Magnoliaceae. The transcript has 2 exons. The record is from RefSeq and is a predicted model, not a curated record.
AACCUGAAGGUCCUAAGAAUCUACCAUUGUGAGAAAUUGAUCAACAUCUUGCCUUCUUAUCUGCUGCAAAACAUACACAAUCUGGAACAGCUUGAGGUAGGCAUAUGUGAUGAGCUGCAAGAAGUAUUUCACUAUGAUGGGCUUCUGGAAGGGUGUGCAUUGGUCUCCAAAUUAAGAGCUUUGCAAUUGAAACGUCUGCCGAAACUAACGACCAUCUGGAAGGGGGAAAUACCGCUUGGGACACUUGGGAACAUAGAGGAACUACACGUUGGCGGAUGUAACAUAAUGAAAAAUCUCUUCUCCCCUUGUCAAGCUCAGAGGCUCGAACGACUGGAACGACUUGAGAUAAAGGCCUGUGAUAUGUUAGAGAAAAUAAUCUCGAACGUGGGUGAGUUGAUGGUGAGGGUUGAAAGAAGUGCAUCCCUGCCGGCUAUCAGAAUAAAACCGUGGCGAACCUUCCAAAACCUGCAAAAGAUGAACAUAUAUCAUUGUAUUGGCAUGAAGAAACUCUUAUCCAUGAAACUAGCUCACAGUCUCAGGCAAUUAGAAGAACUCAAAGUACAAAGAUGUCCUAACAUGGUCGUGAUAGUUGCAAAAGACGAGGAUGAGGACGAAGAAGAAGUAGCAGAUCAGGGCCCACUCCAUCAGCUGAAGACUCUGACUCUACAUAAGCUCGAAAAGCUCACAAGUUUCAACCAAGACAGGUUGGUUCUUGAUUUGCCAUCAUUGGAGUAUCUCAAGGUGUGUGGUUGUCCAGAUCUGAAGAAGCUUCCGAUCGGACCUUGUUGUUUACUGAAACUGGAGAAGAUUGAAGGAAUGGAUAGGGAACGGAUUGACAGAUUGGAGUGGGAAGAUGAAACCAUCAAAUCACGCAUCCAUGAACUCCUUCAAGACUGAACAGUGACUUUACUAAGAUUGAGGCCUGUCUAUCAAAUAAAGGGAAAACGAUGGAGAGUGGGUCGCAGAUACUUUCAUGGAAAAGAUGGACCAGAAUAGGCCCAAUCAGAGGCAGAUGUGAUCAAGACCAUCAGAACCUUAACAGUCGUAUCUCGCAAAUCGGAAUGAGUUUUUGGACGGCUUUGGGGUGAGAGAAGCUAUUUUAGCCAACCAACCCACUAUGCCAGGUGGACCACAUUGGAAUUGUGAGAUUCCAUCAUAUCAUCAAAAGUCCAUUUUAUUUUCAUUUUUACUAUUUAGUUUGAUCAUAAAUUUUUAUCUUUGAGUCUUAGGAGUUGUGCCCAACAUGAAAAGAGCUUAGAUAAAUUAGGAGAAUAACAUGGUUAGGCCAAAUUGGAAACUUACUAUUUUUUUGGCCCAAAACCAUGAAACCUAGUAGGAAUCAUGACAGUCUAUAAAUAGGAAUUUACUAUUUAUAGUAAGUCAUGUUUCUAGGGAGUUUGAUCUGUUGGAGUUUGAGUCUAAAACUUUUUCCUAGGUUUGAGUUUGCUAUUUGAAGGAUUGUAAUUCUUUUUUCUUUUUUUUUUUAAUC